Podospora pseudocomata is the source of this 3331-nucleotide messenger RNA. RefSeq names its product Vacuolar morphogenesis protein 6. Gene Ontology annotation, cellular component: cytoplasm; fungal-type vacuole membrane. The coding region runs from base 761 to 3331 and encodes 856 amino acids. The transcript is spliced from 3 exons. NCBI's taxonomy places the organism in Eukaryota, Fungi, Ascomycota, Sordariomycetes, Sordariales, Podosporaceae. Gene Ontology annotation, biological process: vesicle-mediated transport; endosomal vesicle fusion; autophagy. The record is from RefSeq and is a predicted model, not a curated record.
CCUUGACGGCUCACCCAGUUCUCAGGGUUGUCUGCCGCAAUGUUGAAGCACAAACCUCCCCCAUGAUUCAAGUUCAGAGACACUUUCUAUCUUCACUAUGAUACCCUUUGAAUUGAGUACGCUCUGUUAUACAGAAUACCGCCUGUAACCUUGGCCCAGAAAAUCAAAACACCCGCCAAGCGUCUGUUACGUACUUUUUAGUGAGCAUCACAAAUGGUGACAGUCUCAUCUCAGUUCUGGUACGCUGUGACUAAUAAGAUAUCAUUUGUAUUUACCCCUUUUCACUGCCUCUCUUCCCCUCAAUAGUCCUAUUGCUUGCCUGCUGCGAGGUGAAGUGUCAUAAAAGUACGGAGUAUUUAGUCCUGUCCAAAAUACAUCAUCAACCCUAACCCUUAUCACGCCCGCGCAAUCACCUGCUGUCGCACGAGCUAUGCCUAACCUCCAACAAUGCGCGUCAUUCGCAGCUCUGGAGGUGUCUAUUUUCUGUCUCUUCUGCCGUGUUAUAGCCUCCUCCGUCGCAGCUCCAUGGCCCUUAAGUCUCCGCAUUGAUCCAUCAGAUUGUUGGGGUAAGCUGUUCUGUUCCUCUGGAUAUCGAUGCUGCACAUCCCCUCUCCACCGCCGCGCCAGCUCAACACAGCGAGGAAGCUGGGUAUCAAUCUCCGCCCGGGACAGCUAACACCGCAACCGCAAACCUAUUACCACAUCUCGCGCCCGGCGCGGCGCGCAAACACACACACAAUAGUAAUAGCCGUCCGCCACGAUGCUGUCCGCAUUCACGGCUCGGCCCAUCAUCGAGCUCAAGCAGCGGGACAAGUCCAAGAUUGAGUCCAUCUUGGCUUAUGGCGACCGCGUGCUCGUCGGCCUCAACACCGGCUCCCUUCGAAUCUACCGAGUAAACGACAUCCCACCACCAUCCGAUCCCCCAAACCACCCCCCCUCCCAAACCUCCACCAGCCAACCCUCCCACGAUGAACCACCACCAACACCACCACCACCCCAAAAACCAACCGACCUCCUCCGCGAGGUAGAAAAGUUCUCCCCCCGCGCCAUCGAGCAGCUGGCCAUCAUCAAAGGAGCCAACACGCUAGUCUCCCUCUCAAACUACACCGUCUCCCUCCACGACCUCCAAACCUUCUCCCCCAUCGAAGCCCCCCUCUCCAAAACAAAAAACGCCUCCACCUUCGCCGUAACAAGCAACGUAGUCCAGGACCCGUCAACAGGCGUCCCAGAGAUCAUCUCCAGGCUCGCCGUGGCUGUAAAACGCCGGUUGUUGCUCUGGUCAUGGCAGGAGAGCGAGCUAUCCCCCGAUGUGACCGAGAUACUACUCUCGGAAUCAAUCCGGUCACUAACCUGGGCAAACGCCACCAAGAUCGUCUGCGGCAUGAACGGCGGGUUCGUCAUUGUAGACGUGGAGACGGGAAGUAUAGAGGAUAUCGUCGGGCCAGGGGCGAUCGGGACGACGGGAGGGGGGGGUGGGACGGGACGUUUCGGGUCGGUGAGCGCUACUGGGAUGUCGUAUAUGGGAUUGGGGAGUUACAUCCCUAAGCCGCUGUCUACCAAGCUCGCGGAGGGCGGGUUGUUGCUCGCAAAGGACAUCAACACUUUAUUCAUUGACGAUUCCGGGAGGGCGCUGGAGAAGCAUCAGAUCCCGUGGCAGUCUGCGCCCGAGUCGAUCGGGUACAGCUAUCCAUACAUUCUGGCUCUGCAGCCGCCGGUGAAGGGGACGCUGGAGGUGCGCAACCCUGACACGCUGAGUCUACUGCAGACGAUCAGUCUCCCUGGUGCGGCGGCUCUGCACUUCCCCCCACCGACGGUUAGUGUCCAGCACACGGGCAAGGGAUUCCACGUCCUGAGCGAUAGGGCAGUGUGGAAAAUGGAAGCGACGGAUUACGACUCGCAGAUUGACGAGCUGGUCAAGAACGGGAGGCUGGACGAAGCGAUCAGUGUGCUCGGCAUGCUGGAGGACGCCUUGUUGAAGAAUAAGACUGAGACUAUGAGGGAGGUCAAGAUGCUAAAGGCGGAGGUGCUGUUUAAGCAAAAGAAAUACAGGGAGUCGAUGGACCUGUUCAGUGAAGACGAGGUGGAUGCCCCGCCGGAAAGAGUCUUGAAGUUGUUUCCCAGGAUUAUUGCGGGGGAUUUGUCGGGUGUGGAGGAGCAGGAGGAGCAGGAGGAGCAGCAGCAGCAGGAGGAGGAGGAGGAGGAGGAGAAGAGGAAGAAGAAGGAUGAUUCUGAUCAUGAGGGGAGUACAGUUGGGAAGCACUCGGAGCCGGAGGUUGUCGCCUCUCCUCCCAAGGCUGGCGGGGGGGGGUAUUUGAUGGGACAUCGGAAGCAACAGCUUAAUCCUGAGACUGCUUCUGUCGCCUCUUCGCGGCGGACAACACAGGAUGAUGACGCGGCUAGUGUUAGGGGGCGAUCAAGCGAGGACCAUCACGCACAGGAGGAGAAGGAAAAGGAUUUGAAGAAUGCGGUUCUGGAACUGAAUUCAUAUCUUGCUGGUGCCAGGGCGAGGUUGCAGAGGGUGAUUGAUCCUGCUACGGGGAAACUGAAGCCGAGGAGGGCCCGGUCGGAGAUGCUCUCCGCCUCCCAGACGGCUGCUCAGGAGGAUCUGACGCUUUCUUCGCGGCAGGUGGAUGAGUCGGAGUUGCAGCUCGCGGCGGAGCUGCAGCACACAUUCAAGAUUGUGGACACGACGCUGUUUAGGGCGUUCAUGUACUCGCGUCCGCAGCUGGCGAGCUCGCUGUUUCGGAUACCGAAUUUUUGCGAUCCGGAUGUGGUGAAUGAGAGGUUGGUGGAGCAUAAUCGAUUCAAUGAGCUGGUUGACUUUUUCUAUGGCAAGAAGCUUCAUCGGGAGGCGUUGAAUCUCUUGAGGAAGUUUGGGAGCUGUCCGGAGCCGGAUGAGGCGGCGCCGGGCUUGCAUGGGCCGCAGAGGACGGUGGGGUAUCUGCAGGGGUUGCCGCCGGAGAUGAUUGAUGUUAUCUUGGAGUUUUCCGAGUGGACGCUGAGGAAGGACCCGGGGUUGGGGAUGGAGGUUUUUUUGGCGGAUACGGAGAAUGCGGAGACGUUGCCGCGGGAGAGGGUGGUGGAGUUUUUGAGGGGGGUUGAUGUGGCGUUGGAGACGAGGUAUUUGGAGCAUGUCGUUGGGGAGCUGGGGGAUGGGACGCCCGAGUUUCAUAAUCGGUUGGUGGAACUGUUUGUGGUGCAGCUGAAGGAGGGGAAGAAGAAGGAUGGGGAGUGGGAGGGGUUGAUGGGGAGGUUGGUGAGGUUUUUGAGGGAGAGCAGGCAGUAUAGCUUGGGGAGGGCGUUGAGCUGGAUUCCGAAGGAGGGUGAGUAA